Messenger RNA from Onthophagus taurus, 1937 nucleotides. NCBI's taxonomy places the organism in Eukaryota, Metazoa, Arthropoda, Insecta, Coleoptera, Scarabaeidae. The record is from RefSeq and is a predicted model, not a curated record.
UACUGUACAAUCAUUGCGGGACACCUAUAUAGUAAAUACAUAUCUUGCAGUUACCAUAGUAACCGGGUGGCAUCUAUCACAACAAACAACAUUACAAUUUUAUUGUCAAAGUCAAACAUUUUUGCUUGUAAUUUCAAGAUAUAUUUUCUCGAUGACUGAAGAAGUUAAAGAUUCAGUGAUACAAAAAACGCAAAAAGUUUUAGGAAAACAUAUCACAAAACCGAGCUUGACGCCAAAGUUGUUAAAAAAACCUCCGUUUCGGUUCUUACAUGAUAUCGUUACGUCUGUAAUAAAAGAAACUGCGUUUUUAAAAGGAGUAUUUAAUGAGGAGGAGAUGGUUUCUGAGAAUGUUAAAGAAAGGGAGGCGAAAAUUGCGUUUUUAACGAAAUUAACUAACGCCUUAGUUGCAAUCAGCGGGAAUGAAAUUGAUGUUAAGCCAGGAAAAAUCGUAGCUGGAUUAGAGCCGACGAAAACUAAUAAGUUAUUACAACUUUUAGGAAAUUGUUUAGAUAAAAAACUUAAUAGUUCUGAAUAUGUAGCUAAACUCAACUCUGAAUCUAAAGUAGAAAAGAAAAAAAUUGUUGAGAGAACGAAAACAUCUAAAGAUUCAGUUGACUCAAGUAGAAAAACUGAAAAAACCUCAAAAUCAUUAAAACCAAAAGAUAAAGUUUCGAAAAUAAGCACCGAUUCUAUUAGAAAAGAAAUUAAAACCAAAAUUAAUCAAAAAGAUAAACCCAAAAAAGUAGUGAAAACAAAAGAAGAGGUUGAGGUUAUUCCAAAAAGUAAUUCUGCAACGAAAAUAAAUACACCCUCAAAUUCUGAAAUUAUUUUAGAUCAAAAAGUUGAUAUAAACGCAGAAAUUUUCGAUGAACCUAAAGAAGUAAGUUUAGAAAAUCAAAUUAUUAUUGAUGACGUCAAAGAACCAGAUCAACCCAAAUCAGAAACGCCAAUUCCACGUGAAUCAACUGCUAAAAUAAGACCAAAAUCGGCAAGAAUUCAACCAGCAAUUAUACAAAGCACAAAAAAUGAAUCAAAAGAAUUAAACCCACCACAUUCAACAACAAAUCUUUUAAGACCACCUACUGUACGACCUAUGAGUUCUCGCCCGGGAGCUCCACGUUUAAGACCGGAAUCUGCACUACCAACAGAUCAAAUUAUUCCAUUAGGAAAUAUAAAUUUAAUUGUUGAGAAUUUUAGUAAUCAAGAUGAAGAAGAAACUGUAGUGAUUCAAAGUGUUCAACUUCCUGAGGAUCAACCAUCAGUUGAAGAUGUUUUAAAUAUUCCUCAAGAUAAAGGGCAUUUAGUUGAACAAAUUUUAGAGCAAAUUAAUGACGUAAAUGAUUUAGAACUGAAAAAUAAUAAAGAUGAAGAAAAAGAUUUAAUAUUAAAUACUCAUAGUAGGGAUGCAACCCAAAAAGAGAUUCAUCAAUUACAAAAUUUGGUACAAACUUUAACGAAAGUUGCUAAUCCUUUAGGAAAGUUGAUGACUUAUCUAUAUGAGGAUUUGGAUGGGAUGCAUUCGGAAUUAAUGAUGUGGAUAAAUAUGAAAAAACAAGCGUAUGCUGAAAUAAAAAAACAAAAGGAACAACAUAACGCUUCUAAUGCGGCCUUAAAACAACAAUUAGAAGAUGUUGAAGAAAAUAUUAAAAAGAUUGAGUUUGAAAUUGCAUACGUACAAUCGAAUAUUUUAAAAAACGAUCACCGUAUCAAACAAUUACUAACCAGAUAAAAAAUUAUUACACCUUUAAAAUUACGUUUUUUUUUAUUAUUUUUCCACACAUUAUAAAAAAUUAGAUCCACAUGUAUCGUAGAUGCGGCUAGUUUUUAUUUAGGAGAACAAUGUUGACUUAGAAAAUAUUCAAUAACAUUAUAUCCUUUUUUUUAAGAGGAAGAAUUUAUUUUUAAUAGUAACUUAAUAAAUUGAAACACAAAAAUUA